CAUAUAUUUCUGGUCGAUCUUUAAUUGAUUCACGGAAUCGAAUCAACAGUUUUGAUGCAGAAUUAUGGCAGCACUGGCCAUUCUGGCCUUCAAACUUCAAAUCAAAAUCAGAUUUUGCUAUGGAUGGGGUGCGGUGUUGUUUAUUAUUUAUGGACUGUAAUUGUUGUUUUUAUUAGAAAAUCUUAUAAUAAAAACGUUUUUAUUCUAAUGAAAACGGUGUCAUACGACUACCCAGAUGGAAUUAGAACAUAUCCUAGGCAUCCAGAUUUUAUUUCUAGGCGGCAUCACUGCCGGAUAUCAUUCAUUAAACAUGGACAUCCCGACUAUACAGAAAUAUGUGAUGUUAUUAGCCCGCUUCACUGCUUGCCUACUAUCCAGCCAAUUCCUCGAGCUGCUGAUCCAGGCAAUCUACACUGCCUUUCAAACCAGGCGACUCCCUGAGUUCCGUUGGAGAGACAAGUACAAGAACACCGUUUAUGCCUUCGGAGUGUCAACGGCUGUACUUGCGGUGAACAGUCAAUUGGUACUGGAGUUGGAUGUGGUCUUGAUAAUGAUAGCUUGCUCUGUUGCCAGAUAUAUUGAAGCGAAACGACGUUCCGCAACGAUAACUUAUGGAGAAGGGAUGGCGUGCAGCUUCUCCGAGGGUUACCUGUAUCAAGUGAUUCCCAGCGACGGAGCCAGAUUCUACGGUCUAGAAGAACAAAUCCGCGAAGCUGAAGCCGACCAUGGAGUCUUCUUCCCAGUUCGGAGACUCUUCAUAGUGGUGACCAAGUCUCUCUUCUGUCCGCCAAACUUGGAGCAUUUCAACAAACGGGACCCGAUGCAGCCAAGCUUGGAAGCCUGCAGGAGUCUGUCCGACGUGCAAAAAGAUGUCGCUGGAGUGCGGGACCGCAUUUAUAGAAAUACUACAUACAAGAUUCGCCGCCACCCCGACGAGCCCAGGCCCGUGCACGUGGUCGCAGAAUGCGCGACGCCUCUCCACACACUUUGGAAGGUGCUCCAGCGGCGCACGGUCUACCAACGUCUAGCGAUAGCGGACGGCGAUGAGAUAACCGCGGAGUUCUGCGCCACACUGCCGGCCAUCGUCGCCAACAGCCCCGAGUUGCGCGGCAAGGUCGACCUCGUCUACUACGACGACACGAAUCCCGAGGAAAACUUGGCUGAAGUUCUACUGGCGAAGAUUCGAGAAAUCGAACCGAAUUACGAACAUAUUAUCAGGAACAAAUAACCACUCUGAGUUUAAUAAUACUAUCACGAAAAUCGCAAAAUGACACGUUAUCAUGGCUGGCUAGAAAUGUAAGUCUAAGUUAAUUCUGGAUUCAGUAACCAAGUGUGACAGUGCCACUACAAUCGUAAUGCUUUGUAUUGUAGUGUGAACCGAAAUAAAUCAUAACAAUGGAAAAAAUUACCAAGACCUCCUGUGUCCAGAGCCGCAAUUGAACCAGCGCCCUCUGUUUACGCGACAUAUGCUUAGACCGUAUGGGAUUUAGGUUUCUAGUUUAAAUAGUAGGUAAGUAUGUACAGUAAGCUGCAGAGGUAACUGACCCACCUGCAAACAAGUUGAUCUAUGCAAGGGGGAGUCAGUUAUCUCUGCAGCUUACUGUACUCACAAAUAUCGGAACACGACAUCGUCAAGGCAAAUGCAUGUUCAGAUAUUUUCAAACAUUACAUUAUACUUUGUAUCUUUAGGUAUUUCAAUUAAACAAACAAUUUGUAUAUAUUUUUUGAUUAACCAACCAAAUCCAAAACCGCCUGGAUCCGUCUCUGAACGACCUGACUUUAACCUACAUUAUUUGAUCAUGUAAUAUUUUCAUCUACCCUCAACUGCCUUAAGGAGCUAUUUGAGGGUAGAUUUAGUUUACUUUUAUUUAAAUACCUAAAGAUACAGAGUGUAGUUAAGUUGCUACUUUUACAGUCACGUCACCAUCAAAAAUAUCUUUACUAUAAAGCUGCCAGUCGACCAUUCGUGAAAUAUAUAGCAAUUAGUAAUAGUUGUUAGUUUUGAUAAGGAAUCGUACUGAAAAUUUCCGUGCCAAUGAUAAUAAUAGGUACAUGUAAGUACAUUUUAAUCUAUAACAGCCCGGUGGCUUAUAAAAAGGCCUUAUUUCACUGUAUUUUGAAUCUUUACUUUUUUAACAUUUAGCAAGUUUUAAUUUCUGGUGGUUAAGUUUUUUUUAUAAUUGAUUUGGGAAUCCAGUUCCAAAUCAAAUGAUUAUAUUUUUUGACAUUUCCAGUAGGUGCUCGGUAAUCCGGCACCCAAUUUUUCCUCCUUUGCCGGAUUAGUGAAUUUGUAUAGGAAACCCGGCUCUGUAAGCAUUCGGCUGUCUAAACUGCCGGAUUAAUGAGCUGGACAUCUAAGUCGCUAACUGCCGGAUUGACGAGCGCCUACUGUAUUAUUAAAAAUUAUAUUACUCGAUAAUUAUAUGACAAAUGAUUAUUACUAGAUUAGUGUUUAAGUAUAAGUAUGUUAUGUUAACAAUGUUUGUACUGUAGAUUGGUAUUUAAAUCCGAUCUCAGUUUUGUAGUACAACAUAAGUAUCGUACACUAUAUUUUUGGAGCAAUUUUAUUUAUAGUUAUAAAGUAAGAUCAUUAAUGGCUUUGGCUGGUCGAAGUAUUUGACAGGUGGCGCCAGCAUAGGUUUUACGAAUGUCAUACGACUGUUGUCACCUAGAACCUAAAACCUAAUUAUGUAACUGUACAGCUAGUGACGUUUAAGUUUGUGACUCCCCCUCGUCACAACAUGUCAAAUUUACUUGAUCCCCUCCCUACCCAUAAACGUGUGACGUAUUUAAUGGAUGACCCCUUAAAUGAGGCCUCGAUAUUAGAAAACAAACACUAGAAUUUUGCACUAUUCGUAUGAACAGUCACAUAAGCCAUUAAUUAAGCCAUUAAGAACAUAGAACAAAACUAGCGACAAGUAAAACCCAUGCUGGCGCCAUCUAUCAGAACCUUACACAGCUGCCAGCUAAGUUGACUUGUUUAUUUAAUCGUAUGGCAUACAUAUCGUAAAAAUAGAGACAAUAUAAUUAAUUAAAUGUCUACACAUAGACCAGUCAGCCACUUCAUGGCUUCGUCGCUCAGGGUGAUCAGGUCUUCGGGAGGGCCGGCGACAUAACGCGUUAUAGGGCAGUCUUGAAUUAUGUGCUGGAUGGUUUGGGCUUCCGCACCGCAGCUGCAGGCUUGACUUGUGAUACUUGACAGUGUGACAUGUUGUAAGUGCCUUGACAUAUUUUCAUAUAAAUUUGACGUUCUACGCUAAAAGUGUGGGAUGUACUUUGUCAUAGCAAUACGUUGAAGUUAGACGCAGAUAUAUCAACCGUGUCUAACGUAUAGUUGCAUCUUGGAUGCGCCCGUUUCCAGUUACAAAAUUUAGUAAGGGUGUGUGAAGCGCUUUAGCUUGGACCAACUCUAGGAAUUAUUUGGCAUGGACACACACCAUCAACAAGUUUAAGGCCUGUGCACACAGAAAGAGUUGCCUCGUGGGGAAAUUGCCGCGCGAAGCAGACGUGCCUCGCCGCGAGGCAAUGCGGCCGAUAACAUGAGACGGUGAAAAAGCGCCAGUGUUCAAGCUGUAGGGCGCAAUUUCACUGGGUCGAUUAUCAGCGCCAGGCUUUUAGCACACGUUAUCGACACAAAUGAGGCAGUGUAAACACGCCUUAGAGUAGGAAUGUUGCUACUUAUGUUUUUUUUUUUUUUCAAAGAAUAUAUUAAGAUUGAAAGUAGUUUUGCGGAUCAAAUCCGGCUAGUCUUUAAGAUUUAAUUGCAUUCGAAAUUCGAAUUGAAAAUUGUUAAUAUUUGUGUUUAUUUUUUAUUUUUACUUAUUAAAAUUCUAUGCUCGUUGCAAUCUAGCGGUACGAAUUUUGGUGUAAUCAAGUACCUACGAUUUGACUAAUUAUUAUGGCAGGUGAGAUUUUAAUGAUGUUACUUGCUACUACUACUUAAGAUUACUAAAGCAUUUAUUGAUUACAUUUGAUAAAUAAUUUUCAACAAAA
This is a messenger RNA of Cydia pomonella (codling moth), 3993 nucleotides long. Its product is annotated as stimulator of interferon genes protein-like. The coding region runs from base 236 to 1228 and encodes 330 amino acids. Gene Ontology annotation, molecular function: 2',3'-cyclic GMP-AMP binding; cyclic-di-GMP binding. Gene Ontology annotation, cellular component: autophagosome; endoplasmic reticulum membrane. Lineage: Eukaryota; Metazoa; Arthropoda; Insecta; Lepidoptera; Tortricidae. The record is from RefSeq and is a predicted model, not a curated record. The transcript is spliced from 9 exons. Gene Ontology annotation, biological process: innate immune response; positive regulation of macroautophagy; activation of innate immune response.